AUGAUCAAUCCAUUAAAUAAACCAGCUUUAGGAACUAGAUUAAUGAAUCAUGUUUUCUUUCCAAAUUUAAAACUUCAAGUCAUUAGAAACACACAAAAAUCAUUCCCAACUGAUGGUAAAUUAAUGUUCAAAACCAAUUGUGAUGUUGGUAAAGUAGAUAUUAAAACAUACGUCAAAGCCCUUUAUGGUACUCCAGUCGAUAAAGUAAAUACAAUCAAUGUUCAAGGUAGAAUUAAACAAGCCAUUAAAGGUUUUGGUAGAAAAGCCUCUCGUAUCAAUUAUAAAUAUAAAACUACAGAUUAUAAAAAAGCUAUCAUCACCGUUGAUGAAUCAUUAAAAAGUCAAUUAUCAAGAAAAAAACUUAAUAAAUAA
Messenger RNA from Dictyostelium purpureum, 372 nucleotides. RefSeq lists its product as uncharacterized. NCBI's taxonomy places the organism in Eukaryota, Evosea, Eumycetozoa, Dictyosteliales, Dictyosteliaceae. Gene Ontology annotation, cellular component: ribosome; mitochondrial large ribosomal subunit. Gene Ontology annotation, molecular function: structural constituent of ribosome. Bases 1 to 372 code for a protein of 123 amino acids. The record is from RefSeq and is a predicted model, not a curated record. Gene Ontology annotation, biological process: mitochondrial translation. The transcript has a single exon.